AUGAAACCAUCCGCCGACACGAAAGUUGACAACAUGCGGCCCCUGGCCGCUGAUACGCUCCCCCUCACCAACCUCAAAGGCCAUCGUGUUCGGGUCUUCUGGUCUCUCGAAAUCACCGGCAUGAUCCACUUCAUUUGCCGCCUGAUUGUGGCGGGCAAGGUGGUGGGUUUGUCCGUUAGCUUCGGCCCUUCGGCCGCAGGGUUCAGCUUGGAGUCUCAGCAGAUAUCAUCUUCGAACGCAACAAUACUGUUGAUGACGCCUCUGAGAGGUGGAGAAGGCUUGUUAAUUCCCCUAUAUAAGGCUAUCGGAGAACUAGCUAAGGCAGCCGGGGUAGGCGGUCCACGUUACAAGAUCUACGCAAAAAAAGCGCAAUGGAUGUUUGGUUUGGGCUUUGUUUCCCCGUAUUUGUGGACGCCUUUCGCGGUCGUCCUGACCUGCAACCGCGCGUUCAUCCGGGUAUUCCAUAACGCCGUGUCGCAGCGCCUGGUUUUCGUCGCUUCGCUGAUUCUUUGGGCCUUGUGGUGCCAAAAUGUAGGGCCCUCAGCCUUUGUCUCGAGAUACCCCGUGGCGUACGUGGCUGGAGGGCUCCUUCUCUACGUGCUCCUAGCCUCGGCCCUCGAUAGGUACGAGGUGCGCACGGUCUUCCCCGGCGCAGCUGCUCGCCCUGGCACGUUUCCGCAAUACAGCAAAUCACUAGGCCUACUUCUCAACUGUGCUCAAUGA
Messenger RNA from Aspergillus aculeatinus CBS 121060, 723 nucleotides. RefSeq lists its product as uncharacterized. The record is from RefSeq and is a predicted model, not a curated record. The coding region runs from base 1 to 723 and encodes 240 amino acids. The transcript is spliced from 2 exons. Lineage: Eukaryota; Fungi; Ascomycota; Eurotiomycetes; Eurotiales; Aspergillaceae.